Molecule: messenger RNA, 2573 nt
Organism: Gasterosteus aculeatus aculeatus (three-spined stickleback)
Lineage: Eukaryota; Metazoa; Chordata; Actinopteri; Perciformes; Gasterosteidae
Gene: tmem275a
Product: transmembrane protein 275a
Source: RefSeq, a predicted model, not a curated record
GCCCCCGUUGCAGGAUGACCUCCCUGGUGCUGCGUGCGUCUCGGUCCACAUCAGGAGCAGCGCGCGGUGUUGCGUCUGCGUGCCAAACCCAGGAGAAAUGCCAUGUUUCCCGCCUAGGAAAGCCUCCCCUUCUCUCCCGUCUUCUCCUCGCGGAAUUUUCCCCAGCGGGUCGCGCCGCGCUGCGCCGCCGUUUCCGUGGACAGACACCGAUUUGAAAGGUUGGCAUGAGUUGUUGCCCCCCCGGCAGGAUGAAAUCCCCCCGAUCGGUGUUUGCGCGUCCUUCCAAGCUCUCGGUAAUUACCCCCGGUGAUUAGACAUGGGGAUCUCGGUGGAAAUCUGCUCGUUUUAACAAUGGAAACAUCUGCAUCGACACACGGGAUGUUGGCGGGCUGUGAAUGCAUUUAAACGGCGCCAUGGGGAAGAGUCUGGACUGAAACACGGGGAGAUUCGAUAACGCCGCGGAAGAGAGAGGAGAAAACAUGGUCAUCACUGAUAGAAACGCUGGCACCCCUGUACCUAAAAAGGAGCCCCAGAAGAAGACGAGGAGGAAGUCCCGCCCUCACGGCCUUCCUUCUCCGGCGCUGUGCUGCGCCUGCGGCCUGUGCAUCAUGCUGGCUGGACUCAACAUCACCCUGGUGGGAGCGUUCGCCUUCAGCACGCUGGUGCCUUCCGCCAAUCCCCCCAUCAUCAUCGGGCCGAUCCUCCUGCUGGUGGCCUUCUCCUUUUUCGGGGCGUGCUGCGUGUGCAGCCGCCUCCCCCCUCCCAGCAGCUCCCGCGGGUCCAAGUCGGGCGGCAGGGGCGCGGGGCUGAUGGGACACGGCGGGCUGGCUGGCGGGGCGGCGUUCGAAAUAGAGACCAGCGAGCACACGCUGCAGGAUACCACGGCGGUGCAGCUCAGCCCCACGUCGUCCGCCGGGUCGUCGCGGGCGUCCAGCCCGGAGAAGGAGGCGCCCGACGCGGCGCCACCCGGGCGCUGCAAGCUCUUCACCAUGGAGGCCAAUGGCCCUCCUUCUGCCGCCGCCACCGCGGUCUACUCAGCCGCCGCGGGAGCAGGAGGGGAGGUGAGGCUCAACCUGCCACGCGAGGAAGUGGUCGCCUAGCGAAGCGGAAGCUCCGCGGAGGCUGCAGCUGCCAGUGUAAAUAUCCAUCAGGGCCGAUGGCUGGCUGGAUGUUACCGUGUCCUUUAGUUCAGUGCCACAUUUCCGGUUGUGUUCAGGAUGCCGCUGGUGUUCUUGCUGUGCAGCCAACGGGUAAUUAGCAUGCAGAGGUAACGAAACCUCCGAGUGUUUGUGGAUCAUACGUUUUGGAGGUUCCAUGCUCUAGUGUUGCUGUCCCCCUCGCCCCCCAUACGUUGUAUUUGGUUGUUUGUUUUUUUUAACAUGGGGCAUUACGACUGAUUUCUGAACAACAUUUAUCUAAAUGUUACGCACCCAGCAGACGUGAUAUCAGAAGUCAAAAGGCUCCCAAAGCACUAUUCUCUCACCGGAGCUUCAAUUCUCUGAAGUUGUAGUUCUUUCCACGAGGAAGAAUACACACUUCUCGUCUACAGCUGGCACAUUUCAGAACGAGUAUAAUUACAUUUUACAGCGUACAACGUUGGAUUGGCAACAUAAAAAUCGCGGCGCCAACAUCAACCCGUCAUCGCUUUCUUUUACCGACUUCACAAUCCGGUUUUAUUGAAGGUCACAACCAUCAGUUUUAACAGUAAUUCAUUGACAAUGCAAUGCAGUCAUGGUCGGGGUCCAAGCCUCUCAAACAAUUGUGCCAUAAUGAGGAUUUUGUCAUCGUGAACUUCAACUCACUGUGUGAAUUUCACAUAACUGAAUUCUUACUCUGAACGUCCGAUAUGACAAACCUAGAAGUUAACACGAUUGAGGCGAAGGAAUCCGACAGAGCCUGGACCUUCAGAUCGUGUUCCCCACCACUGUGAAGUCGCCCUAUCAGCUAUGAACAAAAGAGACAUUCCCUGAUUUCCUUUGAAAGGAAAGUUGCCUUACUGAACUAUCAGGAUUAAUCUCACGAGGGCUACAACAAAAGUGCACAAUAGCAUUUCUCCUCAGAGAAAGCUCUUUGUGUUCUUAUUCCAUAUUAGUAGGAAAGCCUCAACGCGUUUUUCGUUUAUUUACGGGCACAACAAGUGCACGCGAACAGCGUAAAUAUUCCAUCCGCGCAGAAAAUGCAUCCGGAGCAGCAGAAUGUGUGAGCAGGUGCACACAGACACAGUGAACGACAGCGCCCACCUUCCCCAAAGCACCACUUUCUUAGUUUUGCAUGUGCAGAGAAAGUGACUCGUGGAAAUGCACAACGCCCCGUCGUGAACUAUUGGUGUUAUCUGUGUCAUUUGUGUAGCACACAUUUUUGGGAAAAAGUAUGGAUCGAAUAUUUUUGUGAAGAUUAUCGUUUCUUUAUUUAAAGUAACGAUCCAAAUAUGAAUCCUUCAAAAGAUGUGAAUAAAAAGGCUCUUUCAUUCCAACGCAGGGUUGCUGGUUGUGUGUGCGUGGCACAACGCUGUGUUCCUGCUACGUUGCAUUUUGUGUCAUAAAAGUAAAAUGAAUAAAAAUGACCCAACUGGA